AUGGCUGAGAGUGAGUUCGGGUUCUGCCGGCGCGUGAAGCUGGUUCUAGGAACCCCGGGUGGUGCAGGAGUUAGGGCAACGCGGAGCCCCCGUGGAGCCAGAGUCGCAUCCUUCCUCAAGAAUGUCUGGGCCAAGGAACCUGUGCUGGUGGCAUCCUUCGCCAUUGCGGGCCUCGCUGUAAUCGUGCCCACACUCAGCCCCUACACCAAGUACUCGCUCAUGAUCAACCGGGCCACACCGUACAACUACCCAGUGCCCCUCCGAGACGACGGGACCAUGUCUGAUGUGCCCAGCCACCCCCAGGACCCCCAGGGCCCGAGCCUGGAGUGGCUGAAGAGACUGUGA
Messenger RNA from Rangifer tarandus platyrhynchus (Svalbard reindeer), 345 nucleotides. The record is from the annotation of a GenBank genome assembly. NCBI's taxonomy places the organism in Eukaryota, Metazoa, Chordata, Mammalia, Artiodactyla, Cervidae.